Molecule: messenger RNA, 1376 nt
Organism: Dalotia coriaria
Lineage: Eukaryota; Metazoa; Arthropoda; Insecta; Coleoptera; Staphylinidae
Product: lipase 1-like
Exons: 7
Coding region: 98-1303 (401 amino acids)
Molecular function (GO): hydrolase activity, acting on ester bonds
Source: RefSeq, a predicted model, not a curated record
UGGAGUGAAACAUCAGUCGUUUGAAUUUCGCACGGUCGACUUGUUUCAUUGUAGCACUUGUAGCAUUAGGAAAAGUGGUCAGGUGUUUGAUAGUGCAAUGGUCACAGUGGGGCAGCACGUCUACAACUCGCUCAUCUUAUUGGCGUAUAAUUAUUUUGCGGCGAACGUACCACAACCGAAAGAAACCGACGUGCAUCCUGAUGAAGGACUCACCAUUAGGGACCAAAUUCAUAGUCAUGGAUACUCCUUUGAAGAACACGAAGUACAAACGCAAGAUGGCUACCUCCUAACUCUUUUUAGGUUAUCUUCUGGUAAACCCAAAGAGGCAUCGAGAAAAGGUGCGCCUGUGUUGAUUAUCCAUGGGUUUCUAUCAAGCGCGCAUGAUUUUAUCCUCAUGGGACCUAAUAUCAGCAUGGCUUAUAGUUUAGUGAAUAAUGGGUAUGAUGUAUGGUUAGGUAACUGUCGAGGGAACACCUGGAGUCGUAAACAUGUAAAAUAUCAUCCGGAUGAACCACGUUUUUGGAAGUUUAGUUUGCAUGAAAUAGGUUAUUAUGACCUACCUGCAAAACUAGACUACGUUACUAAUACCACAGGAUAUGAAAGUGUUUAUUAUAUGGGUCACUCCCAGGGUACCACAACCAUGUUUAUCAUGGCGUCCGAACGACCUGAGUAUAUAAAAAAAGUUAGGUUAUUCGUGGCGUUAGCACCGGUUGCCUACCCGAAAGGCAUGCCUUCAAUAAUCGCGUCUGUUGGAGCUACAUUUUAUAAACAAAUCGAGUGGAUGUUUUAUACUUUUGAAUAUAUCGAGGUAUUCCCCCAUGGUAAAACCUUAGCCGAUAUGUUUCGACUGGUGUGCCGUGAUGGUCCAUACCGAGACCUAUUCCACUCGAUAUUUUACACCAAUACAGGUUAUAGUAAUGAUACAAAUCCGCGUUUAUUUCCGCUGAUAGUCGGUAGUUUUCCGGCUGGUGCGUCAAGCCGGCAGUUAUUGCACUACUUGCAAAACAAACGCUCAGAUUCCUUUCGCAAUUAUGACCACGGCCCGAUGAUGAACAUGCAGAUAUAUGGGCAAUGGCAACCGCCGAAAUAUAAUUUACGGACAAAAAUCCCAACAGCGCUUAUUUACAGUGUGAAUGACUGGUUGUCUACCGAAGAUGAUGUGCAGAGAAUCAGCGCCGACUUGAAGAAUAUCAAACUGAUGUAUAAAUUACCCGGGUCUUACUCACACAUGGAUUUUUUAUACGGACGUGAUACAAACAAGAUAAUUUUGGGUAUUGUUGAAAAACUUUUUAGUGAAAAUUAAGUUUUGCGAUGUGUGAUAAUUUUUUAUGUAAACAAAUAUGAAUGGCGGGUUGAAUAAAUUUGGAUAACUCGAA